AUUUAUUUAUCUAAAUUAGACGUGGUAGCACUGUUUAAUGUAGAAAACAGCUGUUUUGGCAAAGGUAUGAAUUGAUGUACGACGCAUUUAUUGACAUAGAUAUGUAAAUGAAAUAUUGAAUAUUGCCAAAUUAAAGCAAACAAAGCCCAUUUUUAAAUGUUUUUACGAAACAAACAUUUUUAGUUAAUGAGCCGAUAUGAAAAUCAACGAAAAGAACCUAUGUGUUUUUGCCCGAUCGCCACCAUUCGACAUGGAGGGCUUCCUCAACAAGCGCGGCGAAAUCAAUAAAGCAUUUCAACGGCGCUAUUUUGUGCUCAAAGGCAAUUUGCUUUUCUAUUUCGAGACGCGCCUGGACAAGGAGCCACUUGGUUUGAUCAUAGUGGAAGGCUGUACCAUAGAACUAUCGCAAGAGUUAGAUGCCGAUAACUAUUGCUUUGAGAUUGCCUUCAAUGGCAACCGCACAUAUAUACUGGCUGCCGAUACACAAGAGUGCAUGGAAGCAUGGAUGAAGGCCUUAACAUGCGCCGGCUACGAAUAUAAACGGAUUAUUGUCGCUGAGCUCCAGCGUCAGCUUCAUGAGAUCGAAUACUCUCGGAACAAGAUGCGCAGCGAGCGUAGUGAACCACAUCACAAUGUAACGGAUGGCCAGGACAAACCUAUACCACCACCCAGACGUCCUAAUCCCUUCAAUCGACCACCACCACCUCCGCCAAUUGAAGCGGGUGGUGUGCGAGGCGGUGUAGUCAUAUCGCCGUUACCCUACAUCUCCGACUACUAUGCCGUGAGCAAAGCGAAGGCAGCGCAACAGGAGCUACAAUACCUAGAUAAUGGCAAUGGUAAUGGCAAUGCAGGCAGCCCACAGUCAACGCCUCGAUCACGCCGACGUCACGCAUUGGGCGCAUCGCCGAGCGUCUUCUAUGAUGAUCAGCCCGUGGGAACGACUAGAUCAACAGUAUUAGCUAAAAGCAACAAUAAUAAUCACAUUGAUCGAGUGGAGCAGAAGCGUCGCCUGGACAAAGCCAUCGAGAAGUUCAGCAAACGUCACGAAAAGUUUCGUGAAAUUAUCAUGCACGACAUCUUGUUGUACAGAGAACGUCAAGAACAGCCAUUGAUACAAUUGUAGACAACGAGAGAAUUGUGCGA
Molecule: messenger RNA, 1143 nt
Organism: Drosophila hydei
Lineage: Eukaryota; Metazoa; Arthropoda; Insecta; Diptera; Drosophilidae
Gene: IPIP
Product: sesquipedalian-1
Exons: 4
Coding region: 197-1123 (308 amino acids)
Biological process (GO): endosome organization; retrograde transport, endosome to Golgi; receptor recycling
Cellular component (GO): early endosome; trans-Golgi network; recycling endosome
Source: RefSeq, a predicted model, not a curated record